This is a messenger RNA of Rhinopithecus roxellana (golden snub-nosed monkey), 5275 nucleotides long. It is a transcript of the gene CRACR2A, whose product is annotated as calcium release activated channel regulator 2A. The coding region runs from base 664 to 2859 and encodes 731 amino acids. The record is from RefSeq and is a predicted model, not a curated record. Gene Ontology annotation, molecular function: GTPase activity; GTP binding; calcium ion binding. NCBI's taxonomy places the organism in Eukaryota, Metazoa, Chordata, Mammalia, Primates, Cercopithecidae. The transcript is spliced from 19 exons.
GGAAAAAGAAUGAACCUGGUUGUCCUUGAAACUCUGCCACGAAUUAUUCAUUUCCCCACUCCCCUUCUAGUUCACAACUCUGAAUUCUUGUGGCGUGCCAGGGACUGAACAAGUCAGUCAUGGCCUCUGCUCUCAUGGGACUUAAAGUCUAGCAGGGAAGAUGGAAUGAACUGUAAUGACAAGAAUGAUGACGUUUCCUGAAGGGGAAGUUCAGGCCACUGUGAGGCUCUGACAGAGGGAUUUCACCUGUCCUCGGGAAUUAUGGAAGGCUUUCCUGGGGACUGACAUUUGAAUGUGAAGAUAGCAAGAUAAGUAGAUGUUAAUUAAGGGAAGGAGGAUUUUAUAUCCCCCAGCCACACCCAUCUGUGCCAUAUCAGGCUUUGGAGAGAUGAGAAAAACCAGGUAUGGGUAGAAGCAACGUUGGAACGUGGUUUUUAUCACUGAAACAGAGAUGGCAGAAUCAAAGCCAUUUAAAUUGUGUUGCCCCAAACCCCUGCACCUGGUCCUGGAACCAGCCUUACGGGAACCAGGACCCAGCAGUAAGAGGUGGAAUGCAAGUCACCAGUGGCCAAAGUACCCUCCAGGUGUGAAGAGUUGCAGGUCCUCUGAGGAGCCAGGAGCUGCAAGGUUCUGAAAAAGACUUCAAGAAACUGACUAAUCUCGAUGGCUGCUCCUGAUGGGAGGGUAGUCUCCAGACCCCAAAGACUUGGUCAGGGGUCUGGCCAGGGGCCAAAGGGGCGUGGAGCCUGCCUGCAUCCCCUGGACAGCCUGGAGCAGAAGGAGACUCAGGAGCAGACGCUGGGUCAGCUAGACAUGCUGAGGAAGGCACAGGAAUUCUUUCAGACCUGUGAUGGUGAAGGCAAGGGCUUCAUCGCCAGGAAGGAUAUGCAGAGGCUGCAUAAGGAGCUACCACUCAGCCUGGAGGAACUGGAGGAUGUGUUUGAUGCCCUGGAUGCUGAUGGCAAUGGCUAUCUGACCCCAGAGGAAUUUACUACUGGAUUCAGUCACUUCUUCUUCAGUCAGAAUAACCCAAGUCGGGAAGAUGCGGGUGAGCAGGUGGCCCAGCACCACGAAGAGAAGGUGUAUCAGUCCAGAGGGAACGAGGAUCUGGGAGACAUGGGCGAAGAUGAGGAAGCCCAGUUCCAGAUGCUGAUGGACAGACUUGGAGCCCAAAAGGUUUUGGAAGAUGAAAGUGAUGUCAAGCAGCUCUGGCUGCAGCUGAAGAAGGAUGAACCUCAUUUACUAUCCAACUUUGAAGAUUUCCUGACCAGAAUCUUCUCCCAGCUCCAAGAAGCCCAUGAGGAGAAGAAUGAACUGGAGUAUGCCUUAAAAAGGAAAAUUGCUGCUUAUGAUGAAGAAAUCCAGCAUCUCUAUGAGGAGAUGGAACAGCAAAUCAAAAGUGAGAAGGAGCAGUUUCUCCUGAAGGACACAGAGAGGUUUCAAGCCCGCAGUCAAGAGCUGGAGCAGAAACUAUUAUGUAAGGAGCAGGAGCUGGAGCAGCUCACCCAGAAGCAGAAAAGGCUGGAAGGUCAGUGCACGGCCCUGCAUCAUGACAAGCAUGAAACCAAAGCUGAGAAUACCAAGCUGAAACUCACCAACCAGGAGCUGGCCCGGGAGCUGGAGCGGACCUCCUGGGAGCUCCAGGAUGCUCAGCAGCAGCUGGAAAGCCUUCAGCAAGAGGCCUGCAAACUCCACCAGGAGAAGGAGAUGGAAGUGUACCGUGUGACGGAGAGUCUACAGCGCGAGAAGGCCGGGCUCCUCAAGCAGCUGGAUUUCCUAAGGGAAAGGAACAAGCACCUUCGGGAUGAACGGGACAUAUGUUUUCAGAAAAAUAAGGCAGCCAAGGUAAACACAGCCGCUUCCAGGGCAAGCUGGAAAAAGAGAUCUGGCUCCGUGAUAGGCAAAUAUGUGGACGGCAGAGGGAUUCUUAGGAGCCAGUCAGAGGAGGAGGAGGAGGUGUUUGGCAUCCCAAGGAGAAGCUCCCUGGGCCUGAGUGGAUAUCCCCUAACAGAAGAGGAGCCAGGAGCCGGGGAGCCGGGGCCUGGGGGUCCCUACCCCCGGCCUCUCCGCAGAAUCAUCUCCAUUGAAGAAGACCCCCUGCCCCAGCUCCUGGAUGGCGGCUUUGAGCAACCCCUGAGCGAAUGCCCAGAAGAGGAAGAGGUCUCUGACCAGGGGGUACAGGGACAAAUCCAGGAGGCCCCACCCUUGAAACUCACCCCCACAUCCCCCCGAGGGCAGCCUGUUGGAAAAGAAGCCCUGUGUAAGGAGGAAAGCUCUCCCUCUGCCCCCGACCGGCUCUUCAAGAUUGUGUUCGUCGGCAAUUCCGCGGUGGGGAAGACGUCCUUCCUGAGGAGGUUCUGUGAGGACCGGUUCUCCCCAGGCAUGGCGGCCACUGUGGGCAUUGACUACCGUGUGAAGACAGUGAAUGUGGACGACUCUCAGGUGGCCCUGCAGCUGUGGGACACGGCUGGGCAGGAGAGGUACCGGUGCAUCACCCAGCAGUUCUUCAGAAAGGCCGAUGGUGUCAUCGUCAUGUACGAUCUCACAGACAAGCAGUCGUUCCUGUCAGUCCGGCGGUGGCUGAGCAGCGUGGAGGAAGCUGUGGGAGACCGGGUUCCUGUUCUUCUGCUGGGUAAUAAGCUUGACAACGAGAAAGAGCGGGAAGUCCCCCGGGACCUCGGAGAGCAGCUUGCCAAGGACAACAAUCUGAUCUUCUAUGAAUGCAGCGCCUACUCUGGUCACAACACCAAAGAGUCCCUGCUCCAUCUGGCCAGGUUCCUCAAGGAGCAAGAAGACACAGUGAGAGAGGACACCAUUCAGGUCGGCCACCCUGCCAAGAAGAAAUCCUGCUGUGGCUGAUAGGGUCCUACCAGGACUGCCCCCAGCAAGCCUGAGGUCACAGAGCCUGCCCUGAUCCUGCACACGGCUCCUGCACAGAUGCCGCCCACAGGGACCCGCCCAGUCCUUUUCUUUGUCAGUCACUUGCCUCCCCCGAAAGGAAGGGAAGCACAUCCCAUCAGGAGAGCUGCUCUUGGAGCGUCUCAGAGUCUUUUCUCUCCUUUCUCUUUCUAGACCCCAGAUGCCCAUCCCUCCUUUGUUGUUGUUGUUGUGUUCCCUGACUUCGUUUCCUAAGGGAAAGAAACAGAUGGGCUUUUCCAGAAAAGCCAACGCGUGCCUUCUCCACCCCCCUUCUCCUCCCCUUGCCCUUCGGAGCCUCAGCACUGCUGUUGCCAUGACAACCAUGCGGGCCCGACUUGCGGCUUCCUGCAGGCCAAAGGUACAGCCCUCAGGUGCUGCCAGGGUAGUUAAUCUUGCUUGGCCCCUGUUCUCCAGCGGCCAAAGGGAUACUUUUAUACCUGCUUCGCGGACCUUGAGAUACCCAAGUUGUUGACUGCAGCAAACCAGGGCGGCCACAUUCUAUUCUACCCCCGACCCUGGGGCUCCGCUCUUUCCUUUAUCCCAGCUUUGAGCCUUCCCUCUCAGCACCAUGCCCGCUGCCUUUGUCCCCUUGGGUUUUCUGGAACGGUGCCUUAGGGAGAACCGACAGCCUUUCCUCCUUACCCCACCUACAACCCUGACUCCAGGGUGGACUGUGGGUGAUAAGUGGAUGCCUGGGGUUAGGGAGUGGGUUGACUUCCCACUUAACUUUGACUGAGAAAUGAAAAGAAAACUAGUGGAGAAAAGCCAUCUGCUGCUAAACAGAGCGACCAUUUCUGGAGGGUAUAAAUGAGGUAUAUAUAGCUAUAGAAAAGCCAUUUUCUAAAUGUUUCUCAAAAUAGCUCUUUGAAAAAUCAUACGUGAUGAUUAACAGGGUAGACUGACAUGCAGGCAGUGGGGCCCAGCACGAGGGCCAUAGUUACUGACUUCAUUUUAUUUUCUUUUACUUUGUUUCAGAACACUGUGUUUUUUUUUUUCAGUGUGGCUGUGAUGUUGACAUUUUGCUGGUGUUUGAGAAGUGAACAGAAUGUAGCUGCUGGUUUCAGCACCCCCGAUUGCAAUAGCACAGGGCACUUGGACUGGGGGAGUGAUCUGGGCCCCGUGGGAUCCCUGCAGUUGGGUGGCGGUGAGUUCCCAGCCAGCUCCGGCAUCCCUAGCCGGCUGUCACAGUACUCUUGCCCUGAGCAGGAAGUCGAAUGAAAGUUAUUACAAAGAUAACUGCCAGUCACUGGGCCUGCAGAGCCAGGCCCCCACAGGAAAGUGGGUAGUCCACACCCAAGUGGGGCACAGAGAGAGGGAAAGGGGCAGAAAGUGUCCACAGGCUUCCAACAAGAUAGUUGAAGACAACCCCACACAGCCACGUGGAUGGGGGAGAGACCACUGGCCAGAGUUCUCAAGGCCUUCCAAUAGCCUCCUCCCAGACUCCCAAAAUAGUCAGAGGCUCUCUGGGUCACCAGGCAAGGACCUCCCUCUUUUUUGCAGACUUCUCUUUCAUUGAGCACUUGCAGGAAGCAGAGAGCCCAUGGAGGGUGCCGAACAAAAAUGAGGACUGGGUACCAGGAGGUGCUCCAUGACCCUAAGCAAGCCCACUCCCUCCUCGGCCCCCACCACAUCAGUAAAAUGAAGGGACUAGAUGUUUGAUGCUUUGAGUUCUUCUUGCUCAGAUGCACAGGAUGACGUAUUUAUUUUCCAUCAUCGGCUGGCCCUGGACCCCAGUCCAAGGUUAAAGAGAAUUCACAGGAAACUCCCUUCCUCUAGGGAAGAGCAGUGGUGAUGGUCCCAGUACUAGGAUGAGGCAGGGAGAGGGGAUGCAUGGGUCACCCAGAGGUGGCCCUCCAGUGUGUGUGUGUGUGUGUGUGUGUGUGAUGUGCGUGAAGGGAAAGGAAGGAUAGAAGGUCAUGGUGGCCGUGGAGAAAGUAAACUCACUCUUCUGCUUUUGACAAACAGCAGCUAUAGCUAUUGGGAUUUAUGGGGCAAGCAGACCAUUCCUGGGGUUCCCUAAGCCCACAAAUGUCUUGAUUCCUAAUUCCUUGCCCCUGCUUUCCGCUGCUUUCUUCCAUUUAGAAACAGGCCAUGCAAGGUUUAGGGCAGGAAAGGGUGGCCCUAAUGCCCUAGUGCCUGGCCUUCUGGCAUAUGGGGUAAAUCACCAUGAGUCUUCAAAGGAGAGAGAAAGGAGCAGGGUGGGUCUUCAGGCCUCUGAUGCUCUCUUCCCCAAUCCCCCUUUUAAAAAGAGGAGAGGGCCGAGUGUGGUGGCUCACACCUGUAAUCCCAGCUGAGCCAGAGGAUCAUUUGAGACCAGAAGUUUGACACCAGCCUGAGUAACAUAGCAAGACCCUAC